Molecule: messenger RNA, 2350 nt
Organism: Stegostoma tigrinum
Lineage: Eukaryota; Metazoa; Chordata; Chondrichthyes; Orectolobiformes; Stegostomatidae
Product: SWI/SNF complex subunit SMARCC1
Exons: 21
Coding region: 221-2335 (704 amino acids)
Biological process (GO): positive regulation of DNA-templated transcription
Cellular component (GO): nBAF complex; npBAF complex; SWI/SNF complex
Molecular function (GO): nucleosomal DNA binding; histone binding
Source: RefSeq, a predicted model, not a curated record
AGGCUGCGUCAAACGGCCGAGUAACGGACGAAUGGCCUCCAGAGACCCAUUUUCAUUGUUACAAUGUGAAUUGGUCUUCCUUUAACACCUCAGGAGCAAUUGGACCGCACCGACUCCAUUCAGUGCACAGGGCAGAACGACGCAGGCGCGUGGCCGGAACAAUAAAGUUUGGUUUUGUUGGCUUGUUGUUCUGUUUGUGUGUGAGCGCGAGAGCUGAGCGAUGGCGGCGGCGGUUGGAGCGUCUCGCAAGAAAGACGGAGGCCCGAACAUCAGGUUCCUGGAGUCGUCAGAAACCGUGGCGCAGUUCGACGGCCUGAGGUUGUGGCUGGGCAAAAACUACAAGAAAUUUGUACAUGCAGAUUCACCUUCAAACAAAACACUGGCUGGACUUGUGGUGCAGUUGCUUCAGUUUCAAGAAGAUGCUUUUGGCAAGCACGUUAACAAUCCUGCAUUAACUAAACUUCCAGCAAAAUGUUUCCUUGAUUUCAAAGCUGGGGGACCCUUGGGUCAUAUCCUUGGUGCUGCUUACAAGUUCAAGAGUGAACAGGGAUGGAGAAGGUUCGACUUGCAAAAUCCUUCCAGAAUGGAUCGUAAUGUAGAAAUGUUUAUGACUAUAGAAAAGACACUGGUGCAGAAUAACUGUUUAACAAGACCUACAAUCUACCUCACGUCUGAACUUGACCCAAAGCUGGCAAAUAAAUGUAAAGAUAUUGUUAAAAGGCAUCAGGGAACAAUUACAGAAGACAAAUCAAAAGGCUCCCAUGUAAUUUAUCCUAUUCCGAACUCUCUAGAUGAAGAGGAGUGGUUGAGACCUGUUAUGAAGCGAGAAAAGCAAGUUCUGGUACAUUGGGGAAUGUUCCCAGAUAGCUAUGAUACCUGGAUGCCUGUCAAUGAGAUUGAAGCUGAAAUUGAAGAACCACCAAUCCCUGAGAGGCCAUGGAAGGUGCACGCUAAGUGGAUCCUGGACACUGAUGUGUUCAAUGAGUGGAUGAAUGAAGAGGAUUAUGAAGUUGAUGACAACAGAAAGCCUGUUAGCUACCGACAGCAUAUUCCUAUCAGGGCAGUAGCUGAAGAGGCCUCCCGUACACCAGACAGGAAGGACAGAAAGUCGACAGCUGGUGCCAAGAAGAGAAAGCAUUCCCGUUCCCCUUCACCAAUAUCCACACCCGCUGAGUCAAGGAAGAAAAGUGGAAAGAAAGGUCAGCCAACACCAUACUUAAAGAGGAGGGGGCAGAGGGAUGAAGAGGAGCAGGAAGACCUGACCAAAGACAUGGAGGAUCCCACUCCUGUACCAAAUGUAGAAGAAGUUAUUUUACCCAAAAAUGUGAACCCUAAGAAGGACAGUGAGCACACACCUGUGAAGGGAGGCACAAUAGCAGAUCUAGAUGAGCAAGAGGAUGAGCCACUGUCUGCAGGAGGGAAGGAAGAAGAGGAUGGUUCCAAUGCUAAAAGUGACCACAUACGUCCUGCGGACCAAGCAGAAGAUAAUGUCACUGAGCAGACACAUCACAUCAUCAUCCCCAGCUACUCUGCGUGGUUUGACUAUAACAGUAUACAUGAGAUUGAGCGUCGUGCCUUGCCAGAAUUCUUCAAUGGGAAAAAUAAGUCGAAAAGUCCAGAAAUUUAUCUGGCAUACCGAAACUUCAUGAUCGACACCUAUCGAUUAAAUCCUCAGGAGUAUCUUACCAGUACAUCGUGUCGCAGAAAUUUAACUGGUGAUGUUUGUGCUGUAAUGAGAGUUCAUGCGUUCCUGGAACAAUGGGGCCUUGUGAAUUACCAAGUGGAUGCUGACAGUCGACCUCUACCCAUGGGUCCUCCCCCCACCCCUCACUUCAAUGUUCUUGCUGAUACACCUUCUGGCUUGGUCCCAGUUCAUCUCAGGACUCCUCAAAUUCCUGCCUCACAGCAGAUGUUGAACUUUCCAGAAAAGCCAAAGGACAAACCGGUUGACCUACAAAACUUUGGCCUGCGUACUGACAUGUAUACCAAGAAGGGCACCUUAGCAAAACAAAGUAAGGCCAGUGCAUCAAGGGAUUGGACAGACCAGGAAACUCUGCUGCUGUUGGAGGCUCUGGAAAUGUACAAAGAUGACUGGAAUAAAGUAUCUGAGCAUGUUGGCAGCCGUACACAGGAUGAGUGUAUAUUGAACUUUCUGCGACUGCCUAUUGAAGACCCUUACUUGGAAGACACCGACUCCUCCCUUGGCCCUCUAGCCUUCCAACCUGUUCCUUUCAGCCAGUCUGGGAAUCCUGUCAUGAGCACUGUGGCAUUCCUAGCCUCAGUUGUGGACCCUCGAGUGGCUGCAGCAGCUGCCAAGGCUGCUUUAGCUUUUUAGUCAUCUACUGCUGGU